Molecule: messenger RNA, 1374 nt
Organism: Lactuca saligna
Lineage: Eukaryota; Viridiplantae; Streptophyta; Magnoliopsida; Asterales; Asteraceae
Source: the annotation of a GenBank genome assembly
AUGCACCGCACGAGUGAAGGAUUUGCAGUCUUAGGCUAUGGCUUCAAACGUGAUAUAUCACCUGAUGUCUGCACCUUUAGCGCACUCUUAAAUGGGCUCAUCCUAGAAGAUAGUGUCCUCAAGGCAGAAAGAUUAUUUAAGAAGCUAAUCAAAGAGGAACUCUGUGAACCUGAUACAAUUAUGUACACCACUAUGAUUAAAGGGCUUUGCAGAUUUGGCAAUAAUGAUACUGCCAUUGCAUUGCUUAAACUAAUGUAUAGGAGUGGUUGUAAACCUAACGUGGUCACAUAUAACACAAUCAUUGAUAGUCUUUUUAAGGACAAAAUGGUAGAUGAUGCUUUAAACCUCUUCAAAGAAAUGGUCUUCAACAAAGGCAUCCUACCUGAUGUUGUGACUUACAACUCUUUGAUUCAUGACCUUUGUAACUUAUGUCGUUGGGAUGAGGUCUCUAAAUUGCUCAAAGAGAUGGAGGAUGAUAGGAUUUCCCCAAGUGUUAACACCUUUAAUAUAUUAGUUGAUGCACUUUGCAAGGAAGGGAAGGUGGAGGAUGCAAACUGUGUUAUCAACAUAAUGAUCCAAAGAGGAAAAGAUCCUGAUGUAGUCACAUACAACUCACUUAUCGAUGGUUAUUGUUUGCGAGGUGAAGUCACGAAAGCAAGGGAAACUUUUGAUUCCAUGGGGUUUCGAGGUCUCGUUCCUAAUAUUGUGACUUAUAAUAGUUUGUUGAAUGGGUAUUGCAAGAAAUUGAAGAUAGAAGAGGCCAUGCAUUUGUUUCAUGAAAUAACUAAAAAAGGUAUGAGACCUAAUGUCAUCACUUACAUCACCAUGCUACAGGGAUUGUUUCGAGUUGGACGUUGUAAAGAUGCAGAUGAAGUUUUUAAUGAGAUGCGAGCAAACAAACUGAUUCCGGAUGAAUGCACUUACAAAAUAAUUUUGGAGGGUCUAAGCAACAACAAUCAAGUGGAGAAAGCACUUUCUUUAUUCUAUUUAAUAGGUGACAACAACCUAAAUUCAAAUAUUAUUGUGUACAAUAUACUUAUUGAUGGUGCAAGUAAAAGUGGGAAGUUUGAUAUUGCAAGGAACCUUUUUAAUGAACUAAUUGUUAAAGGUUUAACACCUGAUAUUUGGACAUAUAAUACAAUGAUCGGUGGGUUUUGCCGGGAAGGUGUGAUGGGGGAAGCAAAAGAUUUGUUUAUUGAAAUGGAAAAGAGAGGCUGCUCGCCAAAUGAUGUGACUUACCGUAUUCUUCUCCAAGGAUUUCUAAAGAACCAACAACAUGAUACCAUAGAAAUGCUUCUACAGGAAAUGGAAAGAAAAUGUUUUUCACUUGAUGCUUCAACUGUAGCAAUGUUACUUGAUCAUAUAAAAAGCUAG